Molecule: messenger RNA, 3346 nt
Organism: Chara braunii
Lineage: Eukaryota; Viridiplantae; Streptophyta; Charophyceae; Charales; Characeae
Source: the annotation of a GenBank genome assembly
UCGAUAGAAGUUCGAGGCCGAUCAGAUGGAGAGGGUUGCCAGGUAUGCAGUGGAGCGCGGACUCGAUGUGCCCGGCAUGGGUGGUGCAAGGGGAGGAGAGGCGGGGCGGCAUCCGGUGGAGGGAGGGGUCGGGGGAGAUGGUGGGCAUGGUGCUGCAGACCCCACUUUGGGUGGUGGAGGCGGUGAGACGGAGGAGGGCGUGAUCCACGCCGAUCGCGAGGCGCGUGGCCCGGGCGAAGAGGGAGUCCCGGAACGGGAGGAAGUGCCAGAGUUUUAUCCAGGCACUGGGGAGAGGUUGGAGGACUGGCGGAGGCGAGCAGGCAAGGGAGCUGCAACGGAGGGGUCUUCCAAAAGGAAGGAAGGAGGAAGUGAUCCGGCUGCCACCCCAGCAGGGAAGAGGCUUCGCCAGCAGAAGGUGACUGAUGUCUACGGUGGCGAGUGGGUUGCUCGCCACAAGAAGGCAUUCCUUCGCUGGCUGUAUUCCAGCGGGGUCUCCUUCAAUGCCUUCCGCAACCAGGCUUGGAAGGCAUAUCAACAGGUGCUUCCUGAGCAGCCUGGCAGUUCCCCGCGCGCAGUGCUCACCAACCACUACGAGAUUGCGAGUAUGCGGGCGGUGGAGACCCACCGUGCGGAGUUGGCGGAGGAGUUGGAGGAGGUGAGGCAGCCAUUCUGGGUGACUGGUGCCACCCUCCUCUCCGAUGGGAGGAAAUCACGAGACGGGAGACCGAUCGUGAAUUUCCUUGUUGCUGGCUCUCGAGGGGUCGUUGUGUACACGACGAUCAAUCGAGAGGGCGAGGCGGACGAUUCAGUGCACGUCCUUCGGAGAUGGGUUACCAUCUUCCACGAAUGGGAUCCAUGGUGGCAGAGGGUGGCCACCAUCGUCCAUAUCAUGCAGCCUGUCAUGGAGUUGCUCAGGCGGAUGGAUCAUGGAGGACAGUACAUGUCCCUCAUGAUCGAGUGGACGCAAGAUCUUGUCCGUCGUGUCACGGAUGCAUGCGCCCCUUUGGGGAAGUCGUUCGCUGACCGGAUCAUCAGGCGUGUGCAGGCUCGCACACCGCACAUGCUUGAGCCGGCUCACUGCGCAGGGUUCUUACUGAACCCCUGCAAGCGACACGUUCGCUACUUUUCGGGGCAGGUAGAGCGGUACGAUGCUUGGCUUGUGGGGCAAGCCAAGAGGUACAUUCUGACGCAGACGGGAUUCGAGUUGGAGGGUGCGGAGUACAUCCUUGCAUGUCGGCAGUUUGAGGACUUCCACAUUCAGCAGGGCAGUUUCGGGGAUUGGGGCGGGCCGGAGGGGCGUGCUCGUGGGCGUGCGUGCAGUGGCGACAGCGAGAAGAUUGAGUGCGCGUCUUGGUGGUCUCAGUUCGGGUCGGGCGCGCUAGAGUUGCAGCGUUGCGCUCUUCGGGUGAUGCACAUGUGGUCUUGCGCCUCUCCAGCGGAGAGGAACUGGGCAGUCCACGAGGGCAUUCACACGAAGAAGUGCAACCAGUUGGCCUUCGAGAAGGUCUUAUGUGCUGCCAUGGCAGCGGGCAUGCUGGAUUGCCAGGCAGGACUCGAGUUGGAGCCUGUGCGCUCGGGGACUCGUAGGGGGAUGACGGAGGAGGAGAUUGCCCGUCAGGUUGCACUUAUUACCCGAGAUCCCAUCGGGGCGUCCGCACCACCCUCGGCUGAUGCCGUUUUCGAUAGACGUGCUUGCAUUUUUCGUCCCUACCCCAGGGAGGACGACUCAAACGAGGAGCCGAUACCUGAGGCGGCAGAUGAACCUGCGCUCCACAUUCCCCGGGAGAUCGACGAGACGCACGAGGAUCCCGACUCCGAGGAGACGAGGGCACACACUGCACAACGGGUGACGGACCGGGCGGAGAGGGAGAUGCUGGGGGGAGACGAGGACUUUUGGGGCCCAUUAGGUGAGGUCGCUUCCACGGGCGGCCCAGAGGCGCAGGCGACGACCCCCACUCCUACGAGGCGGGAUUCAUCCAUGCCGCCACCUCCUGCUCCGAGUCCUGCACCACCAUCGCCCGUCUCGCCACUUCAGCCGGCCACGGCAACGGCGGACAGGGAGGAGUUGGGGUCCUCUUUGCCUCAGCGCGACCUUCUCCACAGAGGCGGGGCAGUCCGGCAGCUUAGGUUACGAUCACCUUCCCUGGGGAUAUUGCAGGAGGAGGGGGCACCUUCGGCAGCAGCAGUGGAGAGUUCGGUGGCACCAGCAGCGGUGCCGGACGCGACGAUCGCAGCCGCGGUGGAGGAGAUAGCAGCAGCAGCAGCAACAUUAGUGCUGGAGGAGAUGGCAGCACCAGUGCUGGAGGAGGAUCCACCAGCGGCAGGAGGAGGUGCAGCAGUGGAGGGGCAGGUGGCAGCAGCAGGAGGAGCAGGUGGAGGAGCAGCUGCAGUGGAGGUUGAGGUGGCAGCAGCAGUGGAGGAGGAGGAGGCACCGUCGGCAGCUGCAGUGGAGGAGGAGAUAGCCGCACAGGCCGAGGUGCAGCGUGGGGGCGAUGACGAGCGCCUCAUGCAGCAGUUCCUCACGGAGGAGCUCGAUCCGGUCAUAGCGGGUAUGACCCCGGGUGUGGCGAGGGGGUUUAGGAUUUCAGAUUCGGAGAUGGGGACCCAUAUAGACUUAGAUUUGUCGAUGGGCCUUCCACCUAGUUGCGGCGGGGCGACAUCGACGGACUGGGCUCCAUCGAGGGACGAGGCGCCAAGACAGACUUCGACGCAGACCGCGAGAGAGAGGACGACGACUGAGUCUCCAGAUGCAGCACGCGACAUCAUGGAGCGAGAGAGGGCUAGACUUUUGGCAUCGACUGACCCGCGUGCUCAGGCGUUCGCACGGCCCGUAGAGGAGGCCAGGCGUCGAGAGAGAGGGGGGGAUUGUAUGCAGGGUGGGGUGGUGGCGGGGGAGGACGUUGCGGAGGGAGUGGCAGCAGAGCCGGUACCCGAGGCUAUGCCGGGUGGAGCAGACGCAGCGGAUGUUGCUGUGGAGGGACGGCCUCAGGCGGUGGAUGAGGCCGUGCAGGCAGGACAGCGGCGAGUCGAGGGGGCUAUAGACGCACAGCGCGAGGUCCAGACAACGACGGGUCCAGUCGUUCCGUUCUCGGGCCUGCACUUGGCUCAGGCCCGACAUCCGCAGGCGGUUCAGAUGGCAGUGCAUGGUGUGCCACCGCCCGUUAUCACGGAUUUGGGGUCCGAGCCGGUGGUUGUGCCCCCACGUCUUCCUAGCCACUUUGCUCCGCAGGAGGUCCGUCGUCCUUUGGAUGCAGAGGAGUUGGUGAGAGAGGCUGUGCGCGAUGUUACUCGCUUGGACCGGCGGAUCUUCGACCGGAGGCUCUAGCAUCCACCAUGGCAGACGAUC